UGAGAUAGCAAGAUAAUUUUUUUCGUGCAUUUACAGCCUGAGCCCUGACAGCUGAAAACACCAUUUCCGUCCACCGGGACCUCUCUGUUCCCCUGGCCUCGCCCUUUCUCUCUCACUAUCUCUUUUAUGAUAAUCUCUCUCUCUCUCUCUCUCUCUCUCACACACACAUCUCCCCCUUUCAAAGAAUCAAGCUAACAAAGUAACGAUAAAGUGAUUCCCCACACACACAGAAGGAGGGAGGGAGAGAGAGAGCGCGCAGCUGGAUCUCUGUACCUCUCCUCCCCCUUCCACUUUCUCACUCCACUUGAGAGAAUAAAGGGGGAGAAAAAAAAACCAGCUUUUACAGUUCAAUUCAUUAAAAGAUGUCAUCGUCAGAUGAUCCUUUCCUACUCCACCACCAAAACCUGCUCUAUCACGUUCCUCAACAGAGCAGGAGAGAGAAACUCCGCUUCCAGCCCGACAACCCUUGCCUUUCCAACCCCAUGGCUCACUUCCCCACCGGAACUGGUUUACUGCAGAUCCAGCCGCCGCAAGGCAGCUUCUCUCUGACUCUAUCUCCGGCGGCCGCCCUUCUCCCGCUCGGACCGUUCACGGGCUACUCCGCCGUGCUGACCAGGUUUUUGACCCCGGCUCGGCAGCUUUUGGAGGAAGUUUGCGAGGUUGCCGCAGCCCCGCGGUUCGCCGGAGAUUCACCGGAAGUCAUGUCGUUGGAUUUUGAGGUGGCGCAGGAAGAGCAACAGUGGAAGAAAGCUCGGCUUUUGUCCUUGAUUGAUGAGGUCUGUAGAAGAUACAGGAUAUAUUAUCAACAGGUGCAAAAUGUUAUCACAUCAUUUGAAAUGGUAGCCGGGUUGAGCACUGCUGCCCCAUAUGUUUCAUUGGCUCUCAAGGCCAUGUUCAAGCACUUCAGGUGUUUGAAAGAUGCAAUGUCUAAACAACUUAACCUUAGCCACAGGGAUUCAGCGAAGCAAGGCAUCGGCCGAACGGAGAUUUCUACCAUUGGUACGUGUUUACGACAAGAUGGGAACAACCUUGAUUCCUAUAGGCAGCCGCAUACGUGGCGACCACAAAGGGGACUCCCCGAGCGUGCAGUGGCUGUACUUCGUGCAUGGUUAUUCGAACAUUUCUUGCACCCGUAUCCCACAGAUGUAGAUAAGCAAAUGCUUGCCAAGGAAGCAGGUCUGACAAGAAACCAGGUCUCUAACUGGUUCAUAAACGCAAGAGUUAGGCUAUGGAAGCCAAUGGUUGAAGAAAUACACAACCUUGAAAUUAGGCAGCUUCAGAAAACCCUAGACCCUAAUGAUAAAACCCUAAUGGCUGAUCAAAAGGAAGCUUCCAAACCCUCUUCAUCUAUUGCAACUGCCGCAAGUAACCAACCACCUCAAAACAACUGCAUCCAAAGGAACCAAAAUCCCUAUUCCAGAUCUCUAAACAAUGAACUUUCUUACAUUGAAGAACCGUGCAACUACACGUACAAUGAUUUCGCCUGCCGCGAUAUCGGACGGAACGCAGGUAGUGUUUCUCUGACGCUCGGCCUUCAUCAAGACGGCGGCGGCAUUCACUUGCCGGAGCCGCUUCCGUUGAAUGUUGCUCGACGAUUUGGGCUUGAUGAUUGCAAUGAUGCUUAUGUUGUUGGUGGAUUUGAAGGGCAAGAGAGGGGGUUUGGGAAGGAUGUGGGUGGACAUCUGCUUCAUGAUUUUGUUGGUUAAUGAAGUUAUAUGAAGAUUGUUAAGAUUAUUUUAACGUAUGAGCUCUGUUGAUUAAAGUUAUUUGCUUAAUUGCAUGUAUACUACAGCCUAUGUUUUAUCUGUGAUAAUUGUUUGUAUUGCAUGCUGCAGAUGCAUGCAGAAGUAUUGCCAAAUUAGUACCACUCAAUUCCUCUUCAGCUACAUUUCUAACAACUAAGCUGUACUUUUUUAUAUUUAUAG
Messenger RNA from Phalaenopsis equestris, 1925 nucleotides. Its product is annotated as BEL1-like homeodomain protein 9. The record is from RefSeq and is a predicted model, not a curated record. Gene Ontology annotation, biological process: regulation of transcription by RNA polymerase II. NCBI's taxonomy places the organism in Eukaryota, Viridiplantae, Streptophyta, Magnoliopsida, Asparagales, Orchidaceae. Gene Ontology annotation, molecular function: RNA polymerase II cis-regulatory region sequence-specific DNA binding; DNA-binding transcription factor activity, RNA polymerase II-specific.